AUGGAGCUGCAAGUUAGCGCCGUCUGGUUCUCCAUAGCACUUUUUCUAAUCACUGCAGUUCUUACAAAGAUUGCAAGUAGGAGAACUACCAAUGAUCAUCUGUGUACACUCCCACCUCCGCCUGAGGUGACUGUUCUGGGAAUUUUACCUAGUCUGCUUACAAAGGGCCCUGAAGCUACAAUGCAUUAUCUGUAUAACAAGCUUGGCAGUGCAUUCACGGUCAGUUUUCUCUGGAAAAGGACAACCUUCUUGGUUGGGCAGGAGGCAUCAACUGUUUUCUUCCAAGGCUCGGAGUCAGAAGUUACACAAGGAAAUACAAAUGAGUUCACCGUGCCCAUGUUUGGAAGCGAGAUGGGCUUCGCGGUAGAUUACGCUACUCGAAUGGAGCAGACUCGCUUCUUUGUUGAGUCUCUAAGGCCCGCACAACUCAGAAGCUAUGUUGAUCCCAUGCUUGAAGAAGUUGAGAGCUUCUUUGCCAAAUGGAAAGAAGAAGGGGUUGUUGACCUCAAGUAUGAGUUUGAGGAGCUACUGAUGCUGAUCUCAAGCCGAUGCCUUGUUGGAAAAGAGGUCCGUGAGAAGAUGUUCGGCCAGUUCUGCACAUUGUAUCAUCAAAUAGAGGAAGGGGUGAACUUUGUCAGCUUCAUGUUCCCAUACAUGCCAACUCCAGUGAACCGCCGGCGUGACAGAGCACAGAUGAAGCUUACAGGUAUUCUGGCUGACGUUGUGAGGUCACGUAAGAGCUUCAACCGUGUGGAGGAAGAUGUCCUCCAGCGUUUUAUUGAUUCAACAUAUAAAGAUGGCCAUGGCACAAAUGAACGAGAGGUCAGCCAGAUGAUACUCGGCUUGAUUUUUGCUGGAAAACACACAAGUGCAAUGACUACGACAUGGACUGCAGCUUGCCUUUUGAGCCAUGCAAAGUCUUUUAAUGCAGCUUUAGAGGAGCAAAAGGAAAUAAUCAGUAAACACAGUGAGAAGAUAGACUACAGUGUCAUAUCAGAGAUGGGCAUCCUGCAUAGCUGCAUCAAGGAGGCGGCACGGUUGCACCCUGCGCUCCCAACGUUGGUCCGCCAGGUAAAGAAGGACAUCACCGUGCGUACAAAAGAGGGCAUGGAAUAUGGUGUUUCGAGAGGUCACACCUUAGUAAACCUUGUUAUGGUGAAUGGUAAGUUGCCACACAUUUACAAGGAUCCUGAAGUGUAUGAUCCAAAUCGGUUUCGUCCCGGAAGGGAGGAGGACAAAGUUGGUGGGAAAUUCUCCUACACAUCUUUCGGUGGUGGAAGGCAUGCGUGUGGUGGAGAGGCUUAUGCAUACAUGCAAAUCAAAAUUAUAUUCAGCUAUUUGCUGAGGAAUUUUGAAAUGGAGCUGAUUUCUCCAUUUCCCAAGCCAGAUUGGACCAAGUUUCUGCCAGAGCCUAAAGGGAAAGUCAUGGUAAGCUACAAGAGACGUCGUCUGCCAACCAACUAA
This is a messenger RNA of Lolium rigidum, 1464 nucleotides long. RefSeq names its product obtusifoliol 14-alpha demethylase-like. The transcript has 2 exons. Gene Ontology annotation, molecular function: oxidoreductase activity, acting on paired donors, with incorporation or reduction of molecular oxygen; monooxygenase activity; heme binding. Lineage: Eukaryota; Viridiplantae; Streptophyta; Magnoliopsida; Poales; Poaceae. The record is from RefSeq and is a predicted model, not a curated record. Bases 1 to 1464 code for a protein of 487 amino acids.